CCCCAUUAGGUCAAAUUUCAAACUCCUCCAGAAGACUCACAUUAGUCAUGUCGUUGUUCUCGUCUCUCACGCCAGUAUUCGUGGCGGUUUUGUGUGUGAUUAUUGGUUUUAUCUUCAAAAACUCCCAGAAGAAAGACAAGACCAAACCAAAUGAGAACUCUUCGUACGGGGCAAAGGUGAGACCAUGGGUGGACGAGGAUCUGCAAGAUGAUACAGAAAUCAACAGCAAAGAAAAUGAGGAUGACAAUGAUUGGACAGAAAGUGAAAAUGAAGACAAUUUAACUCAUAUCCCAUACACCCCACACCGAUACGCCGCUGAUGAGAUGCUUGACCGCUCUGAAAAGUUCUACUCACUAAUGAAUCUCAGACGAUCUGUCCGGUUCAUCAGUCCAGAACCGGUACCCAGAGAAGUCAUCAACAAUGUAAUACUUGCUGCAGGCACUGCUCCCAGUGGAGCUCAUACUGAGCCGUGGACAUUUGUGGUGGUGUCUGAUGCAGAUGUCAAACACAAGAUCAGAGAGAUUGUUGAGGAAGAAGAGGAGAUCAACUACAAACAAAGGAUGGGAGACAACUGGGUCCAUGACCUGAAGAGACUUAGGACUAAUUGGGUGAAGGAGUAUUUGGACAUUGCUCCAUAUCUGAUUCUUAUAUUUAAGCAGACAUAUGGAGUUCUGCCCAAUGGCAAGAAGAAAACUCACUAUUAUAAUGAAAUCAGUGUGUCUAUCUCCUGUGGUAUCCUAUUGGCUGCUUUGCAGAAUGUUGGACUGGUCACUGUGACAACUACUCCCCUAAACUGCGGCCCACAGCUCAGGACCCUCCUCCAGCGGCCAGCCAAUGAGAAGCUUCUGAUGUUACUUCCUGUUGGCUAUCCUGCAUCAGACGCCACAGUGCCUGACCUCAAACGCAAGGAUCUUAAUGAUAUUAUGGUGUCUGUUUAAUUCCUGUGUAUUACCAAACUUACAUAAAGUGUAACUUUAUACA
Messenger RNA from Paramisgurnus dabryanus, 981 nucleotides. It is a transcript of the gene iyd, whose product is annotated as iodotyrosine deiodinase. Lineage: Eukaryota; Metazoa; Chordata; Actinopteri; Cypriniformes; Cobitidae. Gene Ontology annotation, molecular function: oxidoreductase activity. The record is from RefSeq and is a predicted model, not a curated record. Gene Ontology annotation, cellular component: plasma membrane.